Trichogramma pretiosum is the source of this 853-nucleotide messenger RNA. Its product is annotated as epididymal secretory protein E1-like. The transcript is spliced from 3 exons. Lineage: Eukaryota; Metazoa; Arthropoda; Insecta; Hymenoptera; Trichogrammatidae. The record is from RefSeq and is a predicted model, not a curated record. Bases 380 to 853 code for a protein of 157 amino acids. Gene Ontology annotation, molecular function: sterol binding. Gene Ontology annotation, biological process: sterol transport.
AUUAGGCAAAAUUAAAACGGUUGAAUCAGUUACCCAUAUCAUUUUAUCUAUUUGCUAAGAAAACAAAGUUGGGCAGCUAUUCAAAGCUUAUCAAUCAAUUUGUGUCUCGUCUAACACUAAUCAAACAUCAUAAUCUAACGAUCGGCAAACACGUUAAUACAGUAAGUUAUAUAUUCACACGCUAAAUGACGUUUUGACAUUUUUUCAUAUCUUCGGUUUUGGUUUUUGACAAUAUUGUCGUAAUUAAUAGUUCUUUUGUCCCCGAAUUUGCGGAGCUUCGAUAAGUAGUAUAUAUAGCCGAGUAACCCAAUCGGAUUAUCAUCACUUUCAGUUGUGAGCUCAAUCGAGAAGAUCAUCAGUAAAAAUCUCUCAAGUAAAAAUGGCAAGAAUGAACCUCGUACUGUUGGCUUUGGCCUUGUUCGCCGCAGUGGCAACCGCAACCAACACCAAACAUUGCUCAAAUGGCAAAAUUCAAGAUCCAAAUAUGGUUCAAAUCGGUGACUGCAAAGCACCACCAUGCAAACUAAAGAAAAAUACCGAUGUUACUAUCCAGUACAAAUUUACACCCAAAGAAAAAGUCGAAAGCUUGAAAGUCGCCGUCAAGGCAUCCAUGAUGUUCGGAAUUAAGGUACCAUUCGUCGGCGUCGAUGGUUCUCAAAUUUGUGACAAAAUCUAUCGCGCUGAUAACGGCCAGAAAGUGGCUUGCCCCUUGGCUAAAGACGUCGAAUACAUUUACAAGGACUCGUUCCCAAUUAAAAGCUAUUACCCAUCCCUCUCCACCACUGUCUAUUGGACUUUGAAAAACUCUUACAAGACUGUCUCGUGCUUCCAAGUGGCAGCUAACAUCGCUUAA